AUGGCGGACACGGCUCGCCAGAGCCAAGAGCUGCUCGGUCCCAGCUCGGUGGCGCUGUCGUGGAUUGGGGUCUGGAGGCCCCCUGGCGGACGCAUGCCGGGUUUCCGGCUGCUGGGCGCCAUCUUCAUCGCCAUCACCGAAAUCCUCAUCACCUCUCUCACUGCCGUCCAGAUGCUCAUCGACACGCCGACCGACCCCGAAAUCUUCCGUGAGGUUUUCUUCAUCUGCACCUGUGGCUUCUCGUGGUUUGUGAAGGCAAUGCCAGCGGUGACGGUGAUGCUGUGGAUGGGAGACCCACUCAUGCAGACCCUCAUGUCGCCACCAGCCGAGAACGGCACCAGGCCACUCAUCUUCUGGAUUCCCGUAGAAGUGAAAAAUUCACCUGCCUACGAAAUAACCUACGCCAUCGAGGCGUUUUUCAUAGGAUCUGCUACGGAGACGAGCAUCCUGAUAGACAUAAUUCUGAUAAUUCUCUUAGUCUAUGCAGCAGGUGAAAUAGCUGUCCUGAAUGAGAAUAUCGCUGGAAUGAGGCUUUCGAAUACUCGUCAGCGAGAAAAAGUAGAGCCAAACAAGGGGCUAAAAGCUCUAGAACGGAGUAUUGAUGAAGUGAGCAUAUCACAAACAGCCUACGUGUUCAGCGAGGACAGUUCAGACAGUAAGCGCAAUCUUUUCGUUCUGGAUAGAAAUGACACGUACUGGAAGCUACACAGCAGUUUAGUGAGGAACAUACGACAUCACGAAGUUAUUCUAACGUACAUCAAUGAUCUGGAAAUCGUGCUGAGCACAUCUAUCUAUGUCCUGUUGCUUGCGAAUGCACUAAAUAUUUGUUUGCAUUCUUUUGGAAUUGUAGCGCUGUUCCAGGAGGGAGCAACAAGCUCGACCGUAUUUAAGGAAGUGAUCUCGUUUGCAUCUUUCCUGGCUCAGACAGGCUUAUUCUGCUUCAUCGGACAGCUAAUAAUUGAUCAGGCGGACCGGCUGCAGUUCUCUGCGUUCAGCUGUGACUGGCCACAGGCCGACGAGACGUUUUGCAGAUCGCUACGCAUCUUCAUGGUGCAGGCGGCGCGCCCGCUCAGCGUGAGGGUCGGAAAGCUCGUCGAGCUGUCCAGGAACUCAUUCCUGCAGGCGAUGAAUGCUUCAUACACAAUAUUCAACAUGCUGUUUAAUCUGCAGACGGCAGAUUAA
Messenger RNA from Schistocerca gregaria, 1182 nucleotides. RefSeq lists its product as uncharacterized. The transcript is spliced from 6 exons. Gene Ontology annotation, cellular component: plasma membrane. Gene Ontology annotation, molecular function: odorant binding; olfactory receptor activity. Bases 1 to 1182 code for a protein of 393 amino acids. The record is from RefSeq and is a predicted model, not a curated record. Gene Ontology annotation, biological process: detection of chemical stimulus involved in sensory perception of smell; sensory perception of smell. Lineage: Eukaryota; Metazoa; Arthropoda; Insecta; Orthoptera; Acrididae.